CAGCAAAUCGAACGUUGGCUUCGAUACCACCACAAAGAAGCAAACGCCAUGGCCAAGGACACCGACGAUCCAUACAACCACUUUCUCGCCCGCUUCACUGGCCAAUCGACUGCAAAACCCCGCCGGCGAACCCCGUACAACCUUUGGUGCGAAAUUCACGGCAAAGAUAUCGAACAGGAACUUGAGACGAUGGUCAAUCAGGGCGAGUUAACAGAAAAGCAGAAGCCAGGGAGGCGUCAGAAGAUGCGAAGCGACCGCUACCGCGACCUUUCAGAGGAGGAACGGGAUGAGUGGCUACAGAGGAGUGAGCAGGAGCAUGCAACUGCUAUGGAGGCAUGGAGGGCUGGAGGGAAUGGGAAGGUACCUGAUGAUCCCCUCGACAUUCAGAAAUGCAUAGACCGCCUUCCUGAAUUCAUACAGCCAAUCAUCGAUAUUGUGGUGGAGUGUACGAGGGGAAAGUUGGUGUUGCUAUGGGGAGGGCCUGAACCUCGAGACGGUGGGCAUCUCAAUGUCGUCAGCAUAUGUUCGGGAACAAUGCCAGGUCCCCGUGGCCAGAACUUUGUCAAAGAGGAGGCCAAGUUAUACGACAAGCUUGUCGCACCAACAUUUUCUAAGUUCUUAAGAAAAUGCUACCCAUUACAAACGGUGGUUACUCCUACUUUGCCAUUGACGGACCCUCAAAAUCCAGAAGCUCGGCAAGGCGAUGUUUCAUCCUUCCAGCCACAGAUUAUCCCUUCAGAUGGGUCUAAUUACACGCCACCAUCUGCUUCUCGCCCACUGUCGCCUACCCCCUCAUGUCCCGCAUCGCCCGCCCCCUCACGUCCUGUGUCGCCUGCUCCAUCUGCUCCAUCGCGUGCUGCAACCCCCCCAGCUGCCUUGAAGCUGCCAUUCCCGCCUCCCCCUCCUAUUUCUCCACCGCCUCUGCCGCCAUCUCCCUUUACUGCCCCAGCCAGCUUGAAGCCGAGUACGUUACCAGCUCAAUCUCCCAUCCCGCAGCCUGUAAGACCGGUACCCUCCGACAAUGCCUCGGCAGCGAAGGAUGCAGAAGUUGGUGUCAGCAGUGCUGUAGCCCUUAUACACAGGUCGGACCCAAUCCCGCGUGAUGCUCCCUUCGCUUUGACCCAACGCCUUCCAGGAUUCCAGACCGGGCAACUGAGUCUCAGCAAGCGAACUGCUGAGGAUUCUCUGGGUAGCGGUGUCAUUCUUAAAAGAAUGAAGAUGGAUGGAAGAGGCGGCAGUAAUCACAAGGGGAGCCUCACGACGAAAGUGGUAGAGGCGCCUGGAGGGACUGAGAAGGUUGUACCCCCCCUUAUCAGCAUCGUCUUCCCAUCUAGUGCACCCCUUUGGGUGGUGACGGUCUUGGAAUUGUUCAUGUCGCAUGAUUUCGGGCCUGACUGGACCCAAGUUGUCUACUCAUGGGUGGCAUUUCAGUCUGCGAAUGGUUUCGACAGCAGCGACAAAUUACCCGCCAACUACCGCCCCAAGUGCGUAGGUCAAUGGAUUUCAUGUGCACGACCGCAAAAGUGGCGACCCAGUUAUGCAAAUCUCGAUCUUAUCCAGAAAUUUCAAUCGCCCUUCUGGGCAUGGUGGGCGAAUCUUCAGCCUGAAGGCCGUGUGGGAGCAUAUGAGCACCCCAUCGAGGAUCUUGAACAUGAAGACGACGGACGCCCCAUCCAAAUUCAUCCAUCGACGGAUAUUAGUUGGGAGUGCCUCAAGACUUGCUCAGGGAGAAAUGGUAUGGUCAGCGUUGUGGCAGCGCUGUUUUUCUGGGCUGAGGGGGCCAAAGUUCUUCCUCUCACAACUCAUCGUGAGAGGGCUAGAUCCAGUGAAGCCCACAGGGAGCUGUAUUUUGCUAUGGGAGACGUUUGCUAUGUGCUGCAGAGUUUGCUUGAUUGA
Molecule: messenger RNA, 1896 nt
Organism: Desarmillaria tabescens
Lineage: Eukaryota; Fungi; Basidiomycota; Agaricomycetes; Agaricales; Physalacriaceae
Exons: 4
Source: RefSeq, a predicted model, not a curated record